Messenger RNA from Myzus persicae (green peach aphid), 714 nucleotides. RefSeq names its product acetyl-CoA acetyltransferase, mitochondrial-like. Gene Ontology annotation, biological process: fatty acid beta-oxidation. Bases 43 to 603 code for a protein of 186 amino acids. The transcript is spliced from 6 exons. Gene Ontology annotation, molecular function: acetyl-CoA C-acetyltransferase activity. Lineage: Eukaryota; Metazoa; Arthropoda; Insecta; Hemiptera; Aphididae. The record is from RefSeq and is a predicted model, not a curated record.
UCACUAUUCAAAGUUAAGUUUGUUCACAAUAAAACCGUUAUCAUGAUGAGAUUUAAAACAGGAAAGUGCUUAAUAAAAACUUUUAUCCGGCGAUCUAUAUCAACAACCUCGACUAUGAGAGAUGUUUUCAUUGUCAGUGCUACUAGAACUCCAAUUGGAUCUUUUGGUGGAUCAUUGAAGAGUCUUUCUGCUACUAAACUGGGUGCUAUAGCUAUACAAGCUGCUGUUGAACGAUCUGGAAUUUCAAAAGAUGAAAUUCAGGAAGUUUUUAUGGGAAAUGUAUGUCAAGGUGGUGUUGGACAAGCGCCAGCAAGGCAAGCGACAAUAUUUGCUGGAUUACCUAAAUCAACUAUAUGUACAACAAUAAAUAAAGUCUGUGCUUCCGGUAUGAAGUCUGUCAUGUUGGCUUCUCAGAGUCUUAUAUGUGGCCAUCAACAAAUAGUAGUUGCUGGUGGGAUGGAAUCUAUGUCUAAUGUACCAUUUUAUUUAGCUAGAGGAGAUACAAAAUAUGGUGGUGUGAAUUUAUCUGUCCGUUUAUUAUUUACAUGCGUUAAAUAUUCAUACAAAUAUAAUAUUUUUUUAAAUUUUUUUUUUUUUUCAUAAUACUGUUAGGAUGGAAUCGUGUUUGACGGCUUAACUGAUGUAUACAAUAAAGUUCACAUGGGCAGUUGUGCUGAAAAUACAGCUAAACAAUGUGGCAUAAGUAGAAUACAG